Molecule: messenger RNA, 963 nt
Organism: Chilo suppressalis (striped riceborer)
Lineage: Eukaryota; Metazoa; Arthropoda; Insecta; Lepidoptera; Crambidae
Source: the annotation of a GenBank genome assembly
AUUGUAAUUUUUGGCGCAAUUAAAUCGAGUGCGGUUGGCGUCUUAUUUUAAUUAUUGUUCAAUUCGUUCAUAGUAGAUAUUGUGAGUUAAAAUUAGUGUGAUUUUGUGUUACAACCGUCUGCACAAAUAAAGAAUUAGUGUAAUCUUUAAAAUAUACGCUAUUCCAGUCAAGUGGAAGUAAGAAUUUUAUUGUAGUGUUGACUACCUCACAGAAGCUUAUCGAGAAAUUUGACUCGAUACAUUUCGUGCUAAAUACUCCAAGAAACAUUAGAAUGCGUCACACCCUCAUCCUAAUGUAAAAAAACAGAAAACUAAAGAUUAGGCUGUAUUGGCAUUGUUGCCUUUGCCUUCUCUAAAAAAGAAGAACAUUAAAACAAAGGAUUUUUUAGGAACUGUUUAUUUUUAUUAGCACAGUUUAGACAGGAUUAAAUAAUUACAACAUUUAAAAUAAAAGGCAAUAAAUUAAUUAAUGCGAUCAUGUCUCUUGCUCUUUGUGCAAGUUCUUCAAAAAUUAAUUCAGUUUUUAAAGAAUUCGUACGCAAUGCAAGUAAAAAGACCGGUGGUAGUACACAGAAUACAAAUGGUAAAGUGAAGCCUAAACAUAGAGGUUGGAAAGUCCAAGAUGGUCACUUUGUUCAAGCUGGCCAUAUGUUAGCAACGCAAAGAAAACCAAGAUUUCAUCCUGGCCUAAACGUUGGAUUUGGCCGCAAUUGUACACUAUUUGCUAUGGAGGCUGGCAGAGUUGUAAUAACAUGUGAAAAGUUUCAACCAAACUGGGAUCAUAAUUGGGUUAAACUUAUAUAUGGUGGUCGGGAACAACAAACUAUCUUCAAGAAAUAUUUCAAUGUGAUUCCAGAACCACAACACAAUAGAUUUAAACUUAUUGAUGAAAUUUAGAUUUGUUAUAUAGUUAAUUAUUUAAGUUAAUAGUUAGAGUAGAAAUAAAUUAUAGACUACAACAUU